Messenger RNA from Labrus bergylta (ballan wrasse), 1247 nucleotides. It is a transcript of the gene cinp, whose product is annotated as cyclin dependent kinase 2 interacting protein. NCBI's taxonomy places the organism in Eukaryota, Metazoa, Chordata, Actinopteri, Labriformes, Labridae. The record is from RefSeq and is a predicted model, not a curated record.
UAUUAUUUUAAAAUGAUCAUUAUUGUUGUUUUCCUGUGGCAGAAUUCUGAUCCCGCUCCAGGUCAGCAGGUGGCGGUAAUGCACCAAUAACCACCAUAAAACCUAAAAGUAGAAGAAGAACACCACCAAAGAAGUAACCCGGAAGUGUGCUCAUCAACGUGAGCUGUGAGGGUUCGUUGAUGAAAUGGAAGGGGUGUCAGAUGACAUCACAGUGACCUCAUCAAACAGGAAGUCCACUGCUGUCACAGGAACUGCAAGAAAGAUCAAAGACAACGCGGCAGAUUGGCACAAUCUGAUCCUAAGGUGGGAAAAACUCAACAAUGAAGGAUUCACAGCGGCGGGAAACAUCAUCAACAUCAGACAGACACACUCCCAGAGAGAUCAGCUGCUGCUGGCUGAUGAGUCUUCGUCAUCCUCAUCAUCUUCAACAGCUCCCUCCCAGCAGACAGGGGGCGCUGCAGAGCUGCAGGAAGAAUGCAGCAAACUGAAAGACGUCGUCGACAAGAUGGUUGUCGUAGUGACGAAGAUGGAGCGUCUGGUGACAUCACAGCGAGGCAUUCAGGAGCUGGAGCAGUUUCAGUUCGGACCUGAAGGGAGAAAGUUUCCUCUGUUUCACACCUGGAACACCAAACAGUUUGACGACUUGUGUCGUGUCCUGUUGGACGCGUUCUGUCAGGAGUUGAAGUUGAAGCAGAUGAUCCUGCAGGAAGUGGCUCACACAGCGACCUCUGACCUCUGCAUGGUCUACCUGUCCUGCUGGCUGCACCUGCCAUACAUCCCCCCGCAGACCAGACUGAACCUGGAGGCUCUGCUGCUAGAGACCGGGCACCGCCUGCUCUGAUGUCAUUGACCUCCUGAGUCAUGCUGUUUAACACAAGAGUGUGUAUAACACAGGAGUGUAUUACACAGGUGUGUAUAACACAGGAGUGUGUUACACAGGUGUGUAUAACACAAGAGUGUUUAUAACACAGGUGUGUAUAACACAAGAGUGUGUAUAACACAGGAGUGUAUUACACAGGAGUAUAUCACACAGGUGUGUAUAACACAGAUAUGCUGUGGGACUGCUUCCUGCUCCAGGUGAGCUCAGAAGACGAGAAGCCGGACUGAACCUUGAGUGUCUGUGAUUUGUUCAGUUUCUGUCUCUGGAGUGUUUGUAUAAGUUUAAUACGAACAUGAAAGAAUAAGCAUAUUUAAUUAAUUCAACUUUGAACUUGUAGAAUAAAUUAAGUUUCUUGUCUACCACUGCA